Molecule: messenger RNA, 2772 nt
Organism: Punctularia strigosozonata HHB-11173 SS5
Lineage: Eukaryota; Fungi; Basidiomycota; Agaricomycetes; Corticiales; Punctulariaceae
Product: Pkinase-domain-containing protein
Exons: 7
Coding region: 1-2772 (923 amino acids)
Biological process (GO): protein phosphorylation
Cellular component (GO): nucleus
Molecular function (GO): ATP binding; cyclin-dependent protein serine/threonine kinase activity
Source: RefSeq, a predicted model, not a curated record
AUGUCCCCCACCCCACCCAAACGUCCCGCGCCUGACGCACCGGACGACGAACCCGCAAGUAAACGACCAGCCGUCUCUUCGCCUGAGGAAGGCGAGCUCGACGACGGCACGCCACCUCCGCCCCCAGUCGCGCGUUCGCCGACACCGACACCGGCUCCCAAAGCAACCGACAAUAAACUGCCUGGGGUCAAGUUCCCGUUCAAGACUAAGGCUGGAGGCGCCGGGUCCGCCAACGGCAGCGCAAAUGCGAACGGUUUCGGAGCCCGGGAGGUGGAGGCGAAGCUGGCGGAUGCCGGUUCGGGCGAGCGGGACAACGAGCGGGUGAUUUACGAGCGCUCGGAGGAGGAAGUGAGGAAGUGGGCCGACAAUCCCAGGCGGGAUAGCAGAGACAACAGGGAUCACAACCGGCGGGGAGACCGCAACGCUGGGCGCUACCCGCCUCCGCGUCCCUACGACUCGUAUCAUCCAUCCCGCUACGACGACCGGCCGCACUGGAACGGUUACCCCGAAGACCGGCAUCGCCGCGACCGCGGUGCGACACGUCCACCCAGGGACGCUGCCGACGACCUCGCGCGCACGCCCUCGACGCGACACCUGUCGCCCACGCCCACGCCCGACCGCGACCCGCACCGCCAGCCCUCCCACCGCUCACCGACCGUCUCGUCGGACCAGCUCUCCCCGCGCCGCUCCGGGUCGUUCUAUCGCCCGUCCGCCAACCCAUACGCUCCUGAUCGGCACGACUCGCGCCACCAGUACCAUCGUGAAGAGGACGACUACUACUGGCGCCAGGCCGCCCGCCACCGCCCGCCGUCGCCUCAGUCAUAUAACGACCGACGCUACGACGGCCGUCGCGAUCGAGGGUACGACCCUCGACGACCCCGCGACCGCGAUCGCGAAGGAUCCUACGGUAGCCGCGGCGUUCGCUAUGACUCGUACAGGCCCGAGUCUCCACCCACCGCCCGUCCUGCCACCCCCGGUCUCGUCGAUGCGCCCCCCGCGCCUCUGCACCCUCUCCCGCCAAGCCUGCCGCCUCACGUGGCGCGAUCGCCGCCCCCGCUACGUACGCUGUCGCCGCUUCCACCUCCCACUCAAGCCCAGGGCGCAGGGUCGCAGCCCAAGCCGCCGUCGCCCGACCGGCGGCAGGUCAAGAGCGAGGUGCAACAAAAGUUGGAAUCCCGGCCACCGCCGCGGAAGCGUCGCCCGCCCGUGCGCAGGACGCGCGAGGAGGAGAAGGAGGCGUACGGACGUGUGUUCGUCGGCUGCGGGCAACAGGACGAUUAUGUGCCGUUGACCAAGCUCGGCGAGGGUACCUUUGGUGAGGUCCACAAGGCGCGCCAGAACGCGACCAACAGGCUCGUCGCGCUUAAGCGGAUCCUGAUGCAUAACGAGAAGGAGGGCAUGCCGGUCACCGCGUUGCGCGAGAUCAAGAUUUUGAAGGCGCUCGAUCAUCCAAGUAUCAUCAAGAUCCUGGACUUAUUCGUUGUCAAGAGUUCGGAUAAGGAUCCUCUCUCGGUGUACAUGGUCUUCCCGUACAUGGACCACGAUCUUGCCGGUUUACUCGAGAACGACCGUGUCAAGCUCUCGCCCAGUCAGAUCAAGCUUUACAUGAAACAGCUGCUCGAGGGAACCGAGUAUAUGCAUCGGAAUCACAUCCUCCACCGCGAUAUGAAGGCUGCAAACUUGCUAAUCGACAACGAGGGCAACCUCCGCAUCGCCGACUUCGGUCUUGCGCGCGCAUUCGAUCCGCAGGUCGCACUGCAGAAUCCAGCAGUUGUUGCGAGGAAUGGCCGACCGCCAAAGAAGUAUACCAACUGCGUCGUUACGCGCUGGUAUCGCCCACCCGAGCUGCUUCUUGGCGCGCGACACUAUGGCGGCGAGAUCGACCUGUGGGGCAUCGGCUGCGUCCUCGGCGAAAUGUUCAAUCGCCAGCCCAUCCUCGCAGGCACGUCCGAUAUCGACCAGCUCGACAGGAUCUGGAAAUUGUGUGGAACGCCCAAUCAACACACGUGGCCCAACUACGACCAGCUGCCUGGGUGCGAGGGCGUCAAGCAGUUCCAGCACUAUCCACGUCGGGUCAAGCUCGUCUAUGAGGACAUCGUGGGGCCCGAGACCGCCGACCUCCUCGACAAGCUGCUCACGUGUAACCCCCGGGAGCGCAUCACGGCGAGCCAGGCGCUCGACCACGACUACUUCUGGUCCGACCCACUCCCUGCUGACCCGAAAACCCUCCCGAAGUACGAGGCCUCGCAUGAGUACGACAAGCGCGGGCGGCGCCACGGCCCGCCCGCGGGCCCGCCGAUGCCCGCCGAACCCCACGUUCCCCGCGCGCUCCCCCCUCCAACGACAGGCGGCGGAAUGCGAUACGGAGGACACCCGCCCCCGCCCCCGCCGCGCGACGUCUUCCGCCACGCCGGUUCGUUCCAAGGGCCGCCACCGAUGCCAUUCCCGCCGCCGCCCCAGCACUUCGGCAACGGCCCUCCUGGCCUCUACCCUCCUCCUGGUCCCCCGGGAUACGCCCCCUACCCUCCCGGCCCGCACUCGUAUGGCGGGGGCCCACCCCCACCGCAACACCAUAGAGGCGGUCGGGGCGGCUACGGCGGGCGCGGCCCCCCAAGGCCGCCGUCGAAUGCCUCGUUGCCAGCACGCCCCCCGCAGCCUCUGGGCCCGGACGGGCGUCCACCACCGUAUACGUCUCGGGACCGCGGAGGUGCUCCUCCGUCCGGGCGCCCACCUCCACCGGAGGGUGGCCCUUCCUCGCUGAACUAUGACUAA